AUGGAAGAUAAAAAGACAUGUGUAGCAGAUUUAGCUUCGCAAAAAGACGAUAAAUUGAAAUUUGAGGAAAAAGUUGUGGGGUUGGACUUUGAGCAGAACAUAACAAUCGAUGAUAUUCUAAUGUCGUUUGCAACAACGGGAUUUCAAGCCACAAACGUCCACAAGGCUAUCCAAGAAAUCAAAAGAAUGAGACAGGCAAAUGCCAGGAUAUAUCUGGGAUGUACAUCCAACAUGAUGAGCUGCGGUGUGCGGGAAAUUAUUAAAUUUCUUGCCAAAAGCAAGUAUUUUGAAGUAAUGGUUGUUACAGGUGGUGGUGUGGAAGAAGAUUUGAUCAAAUGCAUGCUGCCCACAUAUGUUGGGUCAUUUGAUUUGGAUGGGCAAACGCUCAGAGACAAUGGAUGGAAUAGAAUAGGAAAUCUUGUUAUAAGCAAUGACAACUAUGCGGCUUUUGAGAGCUGGUUUAACAAAACGAUGGAUGAGUUGAUAUCAGGAGAGACAGAGGAAUAUCCAAAUUCUAAGAUCAGCCAUAGAGGCACAAAGGAAUACACAGAGGAGAACCCAUUAAUUUUGACACCAUCGAAGUUUGUUAGAUACCUGGGGAAGAAAAUCAACAACGAGGACAGUGUGUUGUACUGGUGCUAUAGAAACAACAUCAAUGUGUAUUCACCAGCGAUUACGGAUGGGUCGUUGGGCGAUCUUUUGACAUUCUACAACAGAAAACAGGCUUUCAAGCUCGACAUUGUGGAAGAUAUUACAGGAAUUAAUUUUGAGUGCUUGGGCCAUAGAGAAAAUGGUGCUAUAAUUCUUGGAGGUGGUCUUGUCAAGCAUCAUAUUCUCAAUGGAAAUUUGUUUAACGAUGGCCUUGAUUACUGCGUGAUCGUUAAUACGGCAGUCGAAUAUGAUGGGUCUGAUACUGGAGCGUCACUUGGAGAAGCAUACAGCUGGGGCAAGGUUAAGUCAGGAAGGACAGCUUUGAAGGUCUAUGGGGAUGCAUCUGUGAUAUUCCCACUUAUUGUGUAUGGCGCAUUUAAGUCUAAAAGGCUUUAG
Vittaforma corneae ATCC 50505 is the source of this 1047-nucleotide messenger RNA. Its product is annotated as deoxyhypusine synthase. Gene Ontology annotation, biological process: peptidyl-hypusine biosynthetic process. Lineage: Eukaryota; Fungi; Microsporidia; Nosematidae. Gene Ontology annotation, molecular function: deoxyhypusine synthase activity. The record is from RefSeq and is a predicted model, not a curated record. Gene Ontology annotation, cellular component: cytoplasm. The transcript has a single exon. Bases 1 to 1047 code for a protein of 348 amino acids.